CUUGUAGAUGAUGACAUGCUGAAGUGGUAAUUGCUUGGUGCUUGUGAUUGUGAUUGUUAUCAGAAUCGGUUAUGUGGAAUGCUAUAAUCAUAUGCUUUUUAAUCUUUGCAGAUUUUGUUCUUGCAGAUGAGCAUGAUCACAAGUACGAAGAUGGGGAAGAAGUAGUACUAUGGAUGAACACAGUGGGGCCCUAUCACAACCAACAAGAAACUUACAAGUACUUUUCCUUGCCCUUCUGCAAGGGGCCCAGACAGGGAAUAUCACAUUACCACGAAACUCUGGGAGAGAAUAUUUUAGGGGUCGAGUUAGCUUUCAGCGGACUUGAUAUUCAGUUCAAAAAGAAUGUAGCGAGUAAUGUGUACUGUAGGCAGCCCCUGACGAAAAAGGACCACAAAUUGUUGGUGUACGCUAUCAAGAACCACUACUGGUAUCAGAUGUAUCUUGAUGAUCUGCCCAUAUGGGCUAUUGUCGGAGAGAAGAAUGAGAAGGAGUAUACUGUUUGGACUCACAGGAAAAUUGAGAUUGCAUACAACGGUAACAGGAUUGUGGAUGUUUCUGUGACAACUGAGAAGAAAACUAUGGUCGCUGAGGGAACCACCCUGGAAAUGUCAUAUGAAGUCACAUGGACUGAAAGUAGUGUCGAGUUUAAGGAUAGAUACGAUAAAUACUUGGACGCGUCUUUCUUCAAACACAAGAUUCACUGGUUCUCUAUCUUCAACUCCUUCAUGAUGGUGAUAUUCCUGGUCGGUUUGGUGGCCAUGAUAUUGAUGAGAACGUUAAGGAAAGAUUACCAGAGGUACAGUAAAGAUGAUGAUUUGGACGAUAUUGAGAGAGAUUUGGGUGACGAGUAUGGAUGGAAACAGAUCCACGGUGACGUGUUCAGACCAAGCGCACACUCUCUCUUCUUCAGCACCCUGAUCGGCACUGGCUGUCAGCUCUCCUGUGCAGCACUCGUAAUCAUCCUCCUGGCUGUUACAGAGAAGUUGUGGACGGAGAGAGGUAGUAUCCUCUCUACUGCAAUAUUCGUGUACGCUGCUACCUCCCCCAUUAAUGGGUACACCGGCGGUGCACUUUAUUCUCAACUCGGAGGUCGCCGGUGGAUCAGACAGUCGUUAGUUGGAGCGAGUCUGUUUCCUGGUGUUGUGUGCUCAACUUCUUUCUUCAUCAACUUCAUUGCUAUCUCCUACCACAGUGCCAAAGCAAUCCCAUUCACCAGUAUGAUAGCGAUAGCGUCAAUCUGUCUAUUUAUAAUCCUGCCCCUGACGAUGGUGGGGGCGGUGUUUGGGAGGAACGUCUCCGGUACUCCUAAACCUCCCUGUAGAAUCAACCCUGUACCCAGGCAAAUUCCGGAGAAGAAGUGGUUUAUGGAGCCAAGUUUUAUUGGGUGCGCUGGAGGAAUCCUACCAUUUGGUUCAGUUUUCAUCGAAAUGUACUUUAUAUUCACAUCAUUUUGGGCGUACAAGAUUUACUAUGUAUACGGGUUUAUGUUGCUCGUUUAUCUCAUCUUGAUGGCUGUUACAAUCUGCAUUACCAUUGUCUGCAUCUACUUCCUUCUUAAUAGCGAGGAUUACCGAUGGCAGUGGACAAGUUUUCUCAGUGCAGCAUCUACUGGUUUCUACAUCUACCUCUACGCUAUCUACUAUUUCGUUUUCAAGACCAAAAUGUACGGUCUUUUCCAGACAGUCUUCUACUUCGCCAACAUGUUCGUUUUCAGUCUUGCUUUUGGUAUCAUGUGUGGAACAAUCGGAUAUCUAGCAUGCAGGAUAUUCAUUUACAAGAUCUAUGCCACGGUUAAAAUAGACUAGAAAGAAUUGGUAAACUACCCGAUAUCAGUACAAAGUUAUUUCCUAUAUAACCUUAUUUGGUAAUCCCCCCAUGAUACAUACGAGAGUCCACAAGUAUAGAGGAAAGAUGUAAGAACGACAGACUUAUUUUGAUUUUAUUCAAUCAAGGGAACUAUUUUGAGAAUUAAAUGAUGGUCAUAAUAUAUUUCCUUAUUAAUAAUAUAAAUAACAAUUACUUAACUGUCUUUCAUACACUGCUGGUUCUGUAAAAACAUUAUCAUGGUAUAAUUUUAUUUUUUGUGAAGCAUGCCAAUUUUACCUAAUUUUAAUAUUGUAGAAAAUAUGGUAAUUUCUCGAGGACAGUUAGGAAUUUCAACGGUAAAUGUUUUAUUUUGCUGUUGCAUGUUUUGUUUGCAUUUGCAAUAAACGUCAUUAUUUCAGUCAUAGAUUUGAAACAUGAUAAACAAGUUUCUUUCAAAAUAUGGUUAACUUUUGCUAAGCUCUGUUUGUAGAACUUAUUUAUUUUAGAUGAAGCUAAAUUUACGAUAGUUUUGAAUGAAAUAAUUGAUACGUUUAAAGGUAAUA
This is a messenger RNA of Bolinopsis microptera, 2369 nucleotides long. Its product is annotated as transmembrane 9 superfamily member 3-like. Bases 72 to 1805 code for a protein of 577 amino acids. Gene Ontology annotation, cellular component: membrane. The transcript has 13 exons. Gene Ontology annotation, biological process: protein localization to membrane. The record is from RefSeq and is a predicted model, not a curated record. NCBI's taxonomy places the organism in Eukaryota, Metazoa, Ctenophora, Tentaculata, Lobata, Bolinopsidae.